AUGCUGAAGCCAUUGAGCGAGAUCACCCGGUUCCACAGUUCCACAGGUGCCCACACCGACCAGCUUUGCAACAAUGCUAGGUCUCUAGUUGUGGAUUGCGGGUGCCUUGCCUAUGGACCGGCUAUGAGAAACUACGAUAGCAAGGGACCUGACGGUUGGCGAACGGUAGACUUAUUUCCUCCUUCAAAUCUCCAUCUCCAACAUCCCAACCUCAUUCGCGUUAACAUGCAGACAUUCAACUCAAACGUCGAUUCACCAUGGGUCUCAGCUGCCACUGAUGAGACACGGAAACCUCUUCAACAGCUGGACGUUAUUAUAGGCCAUGGCUUGGACCUUGGAACAGUCACCUCGAACGUCGAUUCACACAAGUCCGAUAUCGUUCAGUCCAAGACUUCCCACACAAGUCUUCCAUCGCUUAUUUCCCGCCUCCCGACUGAAAUUCUUUCGGAAAUCUUCCUUUACUGUCUUCCCGAAGACGAGCAUCUGCUAUAUGCAUCAAGACAGGCUCCUAUGCUGUUGACCAGAAUAUGUCGCCGAUGGAGGGAGAUUGCUGUGGGAUUGCCCAGGUUAUGGUGCAACCUGCAGGUGGAAUUCUGGUACGAAGACUGGAAGACGAGAGCCUCCAGCCACGAAGACUGGCAGACGAGAGCUUUGUGCUACGACUCCUGGCUCAAGCGAUCGGGAGGACGUCCCCUCUCAUUAAGACUCGAGUGUGGCAAUGACUGGAGCGAACUACAGAGCCUGCUCCAGCCAUACGUUCAGCAAGUCUCGUCUCUCUCACUUGGCUUUAUAUCCUGCCACGGCCCCUUCAUGAUAGAAAACUUCCAAGCACUCAAGGACCUGACCGUCCGCAAAUACAUGUUUGCUGAUAAUGCACGAGCUAUCAACCGCUCUCUCACAAAAUUACCGGUUAAUCUGCGCACGAUUAACAUGAAGAACGUGUGGUUCAACCGCCGGCUAUUAGAUUCUAUCGCUGAUUCCGCAUGGGCCGGUCUCACACAUCUCGAGAUCAGCGUGGACGGACGACACUCGGGCACCCGCAUACUCCGUCUAUGUCCUAAUCUUUCUUCGCUGAAGAUGACUGGAUUAUUUAACGAGAGUCAGACUGCAGAACCAGUCACGCACACCAAUCUUCAAUCCUUGUACCUAUCUUGGACCGUAGUUCGGAACUUGACCGGGGAUCCUGGCCUAUUCAAGGUUAUGACACUCCCAAACCUUCGGGUGCUUGAAGCUAGCCAUACGGGACCGUGGCCGCAUGAAUCUUUCAUGGAAUUCUUGACGCGGUCAAAAUGUACCUUGGAGAGGCUGGUUUUCGACAAUUCAGUGUGGACAACAGAAGAGGAACAUGCAGAAUAUACUACCCUUUUCCUUCCUUCGAAUAAUUGA
Messenger RNA from Suillus subalutaceus, 1386 nucleotides. RefSeq lists its product as uncharacterized. Lineage: Eukaryota; Fungi; Basidiomycota; Agaricomycetes; Boletales; Suillaceae. The transcript is spliced from 3 exons. The record is from RefSeq and is a predicted model, not a curated record. Bases 1 to 1386 code for a protein of 461 amino acids. Gene Ontology annotation, molecular function: protein binding.